AUGUCACAGUUAGUAAGGAAAAUUUAUGUCACAAAUACUAAGGGAAAUGAAGCAUCGAUCCAAGAGAAGGCUAAGGCUAUGAUUUUCCUUCUCCAUCAUCUUAAUGAGGAUCAGAAAUAUCUAACGGUAAAAGUUCCACUUGAGUUGUGGACUUAUUUAAAGGGGACAUAUGACUACCUAAAGGCAACAGUGUUGCCAAGAGCUCGAUAUGAGUGGAUGCAUUUACAUUUUCAAGAUUUUAAGACCGUAAUUGAAUACAACGCUUUUGUAUUCAGGAUAACCUCUCAACUGAAAUUAUGUGGGGAGACUAUAAUAGAUGAGGAUAUGUUAGAAAAGACACUUGUUACUUUCCAUGCCUCAAAUGUGAUACUGCAGCAAUAUCAUAAAAAGGAUUUUCAGAAAUACUUUGAACUGAUCUCAUGCCUUCUAGUGGUUGACCAACAUCAUGCUCUUUUAAUGAAAAAUCAUGAAGCUCGUCCCACUGAAGCUUCUCCAUUACCAGAAGUUAAUGUGGUGCAAGAACGUGAUCAAUCUAAAGUAGAAAAAGAUGAUCAUCAGGGCUAUAAUAAUGCACGGGGACAUGACAAAGAUAAGAGAUGA
Molecule: messenger RNA, 600 nt
Organism: Solanum lycopersicum (tomato)
Lineage: Eukaryota; Viridiplantae; Streptophyta; Magnoliopsida; Solanales; Solanaceae
Source: RefSeq, a predicted model, not a curated record